AAAAGUUUGUAAGGGCUUCAGUAAGCUGUAGAGCACGUUUAUGAAUAAGGAACAUCUUACAUUGUUUAGGUUAGCUUGCUGGUCAUGCGUUUUGUGAUCUCGUGAACUAGACAUUUCAAUUAACAAUUUUGACAGUAAAAUAAAAAGUAAACAUUUUUCAAAUACAUGUUCAUUUAAAUGGGUAGUUGCUGGUCGGAGCUAAUCGUGAACAUGAUGCCUUUACUGUUAUUGUGGUUAGCUGAGUAAACUGAACUUGACUAUAUGGAGUUGAGUUUAUGACUUUCUGGCAGCUAGAGCAAAGUCUGUUCUAUCAUGUGCUCCAAUUUGUAGAUGAACUGAUUAUUGGUAAAUAAUGAAAACGCGUGAUUCUUCCCCACCAUUGCACGUUCACGUGCCAGAGACCACACCUGUACAUGUACACCUGAAGAGGAGUCAGAAGAGCUGUACUGCAAAGACCCCACAGAUGAAGAUUAAAGAGGUGCAAAUCAGAGGGGAUAUUGGGAACUUGCGUGCCAGAGCGAGGUCCCGGGCCCCCUGGGUGCUGGCCCCAGGAAGAACCUCCACUCGGGAUGACGCAUACAAGUGGGAGUUGACUGACCUGUCUGAUGAGGAUAAACAAGAGCAGAGGAUGCAUAGCCAGUGUAACAAAUAUAGGAGGAAGAUUGAUGGACUCAUGAUGGAUGUUGGUUCUCCAAAGAAUUACGUGAGGCUGUGGAAGAAGGAGCGUAUGAUGGAGCACCAUUCAAAGUGUCUGAGCGCAUGCCAGCGUGUCAUCGACGAGCAGGAGGAGGAGCUGCUGGAUGCCAACAAAGAGCUGGACCUCAGAGAACGAGAGAAGAUCUCCAUCCAACACUCCCUAAGGAAGAGGGGCGACGCAGGCUACAACAGUGCUUAUUCGGGGACUCUACACGGGGAAAGACACAUGCUACUGAGGAAGCUGGUAGAAGCGGAGUUUGACGGGGUGGCAGUGGUCACACAGUUGACAGCAUUGAAUGAGUCCAUGGGUGGUGUGAAAAAGGAUAAGCGGUUGUCCAUGGCGGACGCUGCCCUGCUUGGUAGGCAGCAGGAGUUGCUGACAAAGAAGAUAGAAACAUUUGAAAGCACAAACCGCACUCUCCAAGAACUCCUCAGGGAAUACCAUGAGCGAGAGAUCGAAUCAUUGAGGACGUCAGAGCAAAGUCAAGGCCUACUGAAGAGACUGGCGGACACAGAAGCAGAAAAAAUUCAUCUUGCUACAAAACUCAACAACAAAGAGAAGGAAGCCAUCCAGCUUGCAGUACGUUUGGAUUCUGAAAAGGACAUUGUGAAGACCACAGGAGAGCUGUCUAAAGUUCUGGAGUCAACCUGCAGCCAGCUUAUGGUUCAGUUACGCAGCAAAGAGACUGAAAAUGACCGCCAGGCCGGCCGGAGCAAAGAGAUGGAGCAGACCCAGGAGCAGCAGAAGGAGGAGAUACAGGCCCUGCUGGAGCAGCUGAAGCGACAGAGUAAAGAGGACAAAGAGAGUCUGAAGCUGGCCAACCAGAGGCAGAGGGCAGAGCACAGUGAGGAUUCAGCCAGACAUCUCUCUGCACAGCUGCUGGAGAAGGAGACUGAGUUGGCAGAGGCCCUUACCUCAGCUGAGAGCUGGUGUACCCGCCACUCUAAAGAGGUGACUGUUAAGAGCCAGCUUGAAGUGGAAAUCGCUGUUCUCAAGAACCAGGUGAGUGAGCUGACUGCACAGAUCCACACUGUGGAGGAGAAAGGCCAUCCAGAGAGGGAGGGGCUCCUGGACCAACUGCACCGCCUCACCUCUGACAACUCCUCCAACAAACUACAGAACCAGAAACUGAAGAUCACCCUCUCUGCUGCAGAGGAGAACCUGCUGCAGUCCCAGUCUGAAGCCCAGCAGCUGAAGAGUUCAGUCAAGAAGCUAGAGAGCCAGGUGGAAAACUAUAAGCGCAAGGUUCAGAGGGCUCGAUUAGAGUCAGAGGAGUACUGCUUAAAGCUGGAGAUCUCUGAGAAACAUGCACAAGGUAUGAAGGCUGACCUGGAGAGAGAGAUUGAGCAGGUCAGGAGGCAGCUGCUGGGCCGUCUGAAAGAGCUGGAGCCUCUGCCUGAGAGGCUGAAGCGUUCUGAGCUGCAGUUGAGAGUGGCCCAGGAAGAGACACAGACUCAGGAGAGGAGAAACACUGAGCAAAACAAUGCCCUGUCUGAACUCAGACACAAGGUGGAACAACAGGGAUGUUGGGUGGAGACUUUUCAAGAGAAUAAUUUUCUUCUGGUGGAGGAGCACAACAAUCUGCAGCAGAAGAUAGAGAUUAUAGAGAGGAAACUGGAGGGGGCAAACUUGCAGAACAGAGAUAUGGUCCAUGUAAUCGGCAAGCGGGAGGAGACCAUCCAUAGCACCCAGAAACAGCUGGAGGAGCGGGCCCGGGAGUGCAGCAUCCUCUCCAAGCAGCUGGAGCAGGCCUUCAAGGAUGGACAGAGAGAGGCGGAUCAGAGCCUGGAGCGGGCUUUAUUCAAAGAUAGGUCCAUUCAGACCAAGGCUCUGGACCUGGAGAGCCAACUGGGCCUCAGAAAGACAGAGCUCAGUCAGUUACGAAGAAGCAAAGAGGAUAUGGAGCUACGAUUCCAGAAUCAGUUGAAGAACAUGAAGGAGAGACUGGAACAAUCUGACUCUACCAAUCGCAGCCUGCAGAAUUAUGUUCAGUUUCUCAAAGCUUCAUAUAGUAAUGUGUUUGGUGACUCUGUGCUAUCAAGCUCUCUACACACACACUUACCAAUCUGAUUGAAUAGUGUUAGCCUUAUAUUGUAUGAGUUGUGUACCAAUGAUCUAUUUGUUAUUUUCAGUAUAAAUGUACUGUAUACUGUUAAUCAAAACUAUGAUAAAAUCUUAAAAUGAAAA
This is a messenger RNA of Oncorhynchus nerka (sockeye salmon), 2884 nucleotides long. RefSeq names its product outer dense fiber protein 2-like. Lineage: Eukaryota; Metazoa; Chordata; Actinopteri; Salmoniformes; Salmonidae. Gene Ontology annotation, cellular component: centrosome. The record is from RefSeq and is a predicted model, not a curated record. Bases 353 to 2767 code for a protein of 804 amino acids. The transcript is spliced from 18 exons. Gene Ontology annotation, biological process: regulation of cilium assembly.